Messenger RNA from Cyprinus carpio (common carp), 1302 nucleotides. Its product is annotated as trace amine-associated receptor 13c-like. The record is from RefSeq and is a predicted model, not a curated record. Gene Ontology annotation, biological process: G protein-coupled receptor signaling pathway. Gene Ontology annotation, cellular component: membrane. Lineage: Eukaryota; Metazoa; Chordata; Actinopteri; Cypriniformes; Cyprinidae. Gene Ontology annotation, molecular function: trace-amine receptor activity.
AACUCAUGACUCAUGAGGUAGCUGAUGCUGAUUUAAUUCUCGGCCACUCCCAUAAAUGACACCUUUCAUUUGCCUUUAUAUAAGCAAACUGGCAGUGAAAUUCUGAUUUAGGAUCCUGGAUCUGCAGUCAUAUCAUAAACAUGGGCCUUGAGCUUUAAAGCACAGAGGACUUUCUCUAUGGAAUUCCUUGAACAUCACUGCUUCCCCCACCGGAAUACAAGCUGCUCUCUUGACUUUCAUUUGACUUAUGUCAAUGUAUUUUUGUUCUUGUACAUAUCUGCAGUCUCUGUGCUGACGGUGUGUGGAAAUCUACUUGUCAUCAUCUCGAUAACAGUUUUCAAGCAGCUUCACACACCGACCAACCUCCUCAUCCUCUCACUGGCCCUUUCUGACUUCUUGGUGGGAAUUUGUGUGAUGCCGGUUGAAAGCCUUAGGAGCAUUAACUCCUGUUUUUAUAUGGGAAAGUCGCACUGUCGGAUCUUUCAUGUGAUUAUGUCUGUUAUUGGAUCUGCCUCACUCAUUAAUAUCAUGCUUGUAGCUAUUGAUCGUUAUUUUGCUGUAUGUGAGCCACUCAUGUAUAUGUCUAAAAUGACAAUUAGAAAAACACUGAUGUGCAUAAGUUUAGGAUGGACUGUGUCCUUCUGUUAUAAUCUAGUACCAAUGAAUUUGGGGAAUUCAAACCUGACAGGAACAACUUUCUUCUGUCUAAGAGAAUGUGCAGUAGUUGUCAGCAACGCCUGGGGUCCAGCUGACCUGAUAGUGAGCUUCAUUGCUCCAUGUAUAGUAAUGGUAAUACUGUAUAUAAGAAUUCUCACUGUGGCCUUGAGACAAGCUAAAGCCAUUUCCAUAACUUCAAAGAAAAGGGCAUCUCAGAAAAAUCCGAAAUCAUUCAGGGGAUCAGUACAGGCAACAAAAACAUUGAGUAUAAUUGUCUUCGCGUAUUUCAUGUGCUGGGUUCCCUGGUAUAUAAGUAUGCUUAAUAUGAAACAAUUUCAGAAGUCAUCUGUGAUCCUCUCUGCUUUACUGUGUUUGUUUUACACGAAUUCGUGCAUCAAUCCCUUUAUAUAUGCAAUAUCUUACCCCUGGUUCAAAAGGUCAGUGAAGCUUGUGCUUAGCCUAAAAAUACUGCAGACAGCAACUAACCAGAUGAACUUAUAUCCUGAAGACUGUUAAUAUGAAAAUGCAUGUAUUUGUUACAAAAAUUAUGUUUGCAUUGGUGAUCUUUGUUGGCCUUUUGGCAUCCUUGAUUAUCAUCGUUUAGAAUGACAGUGCAAAAAAAGCUUUAAAAUUAGAUGUUAAAGU